AUAUUAAUUAGGGACUAACAUCGAAAUAUAAAAGAUAAGCUCAACUUCAAUCUCCAACCAACCGCAUUAUUCAAUCCAUAUUUUUCUCAGAAUUCAUCGCACAACUCUCUUACAAACAGAAUCAAACAUCAAAGUUCCCUGCAACGACGGCGUUUCGUUCAACUUCGUGUUUCGUUUCGCCUAAUCCUGUUCUUGUUGUUGUGGAGAUUCAAUAUGACACCGGUUUGUCCCUUCGUUAAAAUUCCUCGGCCGGAUGAUAAUAAUGCUUCUAAAAAAUCGGGUGAAAACUCAAAUAAACAUCAUGCAGAGCAUGAAAGUAAGGUGAAGAAAGAGGUUAAUGACUCAGCUAGUGUUUCACCAAAGUGUCCUUUGGGAUAUGACUCACAAACAUUUAAGAUUGGUCCUCUUAGUUGUAUGGUAUGCCAAGCACUUCUCUAUGAAACCAGCAAAUGUGUGCCUUGUUCUCAUGUUUUCUGCAAAGCAUGUGUAUCGCGCUUUAAGGAUUGUCCGUUAUGUGGGGCUGAUAUUGUGAAGAUUGAGCCUGAUGCUGAUCUUCAAGGUGUAGUCGAUCGCUUUAUUGAAGGUCAUGCUAGGAUCAAAAGGUCUGUUAAUUUAGACAAAGGCGAAGAAGCGGCAGAGAAUAAGCCUGUCAUAUAUGAGGAUGUGUCUUUGGAAAGAGGUUCUUUCUUAGUGCAACAGGCCAUGAGGGCGUUCCGUGCUCAGAAUCUAGAAAGUGCCAAAUCAAGACUCAACCUAUGUGCAGAAGACGUUCGUAAUCAGAUAGAAAAAGUUGGUAACACUUCAGAGUUAUGUUCGCAACUUGGAGCAGUCUUGGGUAUGCUUGGUGACUGCUGCCGAGCAAUGGGCAACAGCAGUUCUGCAGUUACUUAUUUUGAAGAAAGUGUUGAAUUUCUGUCAAAGUUGCCAAAAGACGAUUUGGAGAUUACACAUACACUUUCCGUUUCACUUAAUAAAAUCGGCGAUCUUAAAUAUUAUGACGGGGACCUUCCAGCUGCAAGAUCGUACUAUUUUCAAUCCUUAAAUGUUCGCCGUGAGUUUGUCAAGAAUAAUUCAAAUGUUUCACCUCAGGUCUUAGAUGUUGCUGUUUCUCUCGCAAAAGUAGCGGAUGUGGACAAAAAUCUAGGUGAUGAAAAGUCGGCUAGUGAUGGAUUUCAAGAAGCCAUAGAUAUGCUGGAAUCUCUUACAUUGAAAUCUGAUGCCAGUGGACUUGAGCAACGGCGGCUAUCAGUUCUCGACUUCCUUAGAAGCCAACUGACAGAUAAACAAGAACAAGCUGAACAAACAAUCUGAGGUCAGGUAGAUGCCUCAUAUCUUACUAGCAGAAAUGAAGCAUCAAUUCAGAUGCAAUAAAUGUUUUUGUAUGUGAUCGGAUACAUGUGUAAAAUAAGCUCAAAUCAACAGAGGCGAUAUAAUAGAGGAAGAAGAGACUUUUCAUUCGGAGCAACGAAUAUCUCAGUCAUUUCUAGCACCGUAGAUUCUACAAAAAGAUCCUUCUUUGUAAUCCUUCUACUACACCAAUGUAGUUUUUGUAUCCAUCUCUUGAGUUGGUAUACCAUUAUUGGUGCAUAAGGCUUUCCUUGCAUUAAUGUAGCUAAUAUACUUCUCUAAUAAAUUAGAAAUGAAGUAACAUGGAGGAUAUUGCAGAUUGUUUCCAACUUGAACACGUUUUAUAGUGUGAAAAGUGAAAUUUAUAAUAUUAAUAAAUCGUGGUGUGUUUUGGUGA
Messenger RNA from Cicer arietinum (chickpea), 1744 nucleotides. Its product is annotated as protein NCA1. The record is from RefSeq and is a predicted model, not a curated record. Gene Ontology annotation, biological process: protein ubiquitination. NCBI's taxonomy places the organism in Eukaryota, Viridiplantae, Streptophyta, Magnoliopsida, Fabales, Fabaceae. Gene Ontology annotation, molecular function: protein binding; ubiquitin protein ligase activity.